AUGCGCAAGCACUACCACCCGUACCAGGAACAACCGGUUUUCAUCGAUCCGCAUGCAUUUGGAUAUGGUCAAUAUGAUAACCGACGGUCGAAAACACCAACAGAUUCCCUGAUCAACCAUACUGGGCAUUCCCCUGGCCCACUUGCGACCCCACCACUGGCGAGCCGCAAUCUAUCGCAACAGCUGGAACUACCUCAAGAUCAACCGCCCGAGUAUAUGCAAUGGGAGAAUGAUAGUUCUUCGACUUCUCCUACAUCCGUAAGGACACCCGACGGCUCAUCCUUUGAGGGGGAAAUGACUGAUUUCUCGCCCACUUACCACCACAACGGCAACACCAUGUCAACUCAAAGCUCAUAUCACUCUAUACCGGCGGUGGACUCCAGCAUGAUACUCAGUGACCAAGCGGUACAAGCGGCCUUCAACGCUACAAUGGCUGAGGCUCAACAAUAUCAGCAACAGUAUGCUAUGCAAACUCAACAUUCGCACCACACUUCACCACUACAUCCUCAGACAAACAUGUUCAACCAGAACUAUACUACUCAGCCACCUCGUCAUGACCCUUGGAACGGACAAGCACCUUCGCGUUCUUCGAUGGUCCCUCGAUCCGGUCAUGUCGUUUUCGACCCUGCGAGCGACCAUAUCAAUUAUUCAGAUUACUUGAUCGAUGUAGACUCAUGGGCAGCUCAAUACACGGAUCCUUCCUCCUUGAUCUCGCCCAGCGAGCCUACUACAUCGUUCCAAGGGGACCUGUACUUCCCGCAAGGGCAGAACCAUCCUCAUCACUCAUACGACCAUGUACCACGGACGCAACUACCGACUCAUCAAUCGAUUGAGAUGCAACUAACGCGGGCAUCACCACCACCUGACCAGCAGAACUUCGUCAACUACAACGCAUCGUCUAGUCUUUUUACAGAUAGUUACAUCACUAGCAACCAAUUCCCUGCCCCACCGUCGACAGCAUCGUCAACAGGUUACCCUCCAAGGUCCCCGUACCAGCCAGAGAUUAGCCCUUCUGCACCCAGUCCAGGAAGUUCCGACGGCAUGUACUCCUCGUACCAGCAUUCUGACCCUGGAAUGAUGUUCGACCAGUAUCAGCCUCCACCAUAUGCUCAUAUGCAACAACUGUCGCAGAUACAACAAGCCCAACAACCUCCUAUCAAAGUCGAUUACUCCGUCAUGAGCGGUGUGCCAGAGACAAGCUUUGAUGCAUCUCCUGAGCCAGAAUCGUCCCAGAGUGCAGCACAAAAAGCAUUAGCGGCGAAGUCUGGGGGCAGGGCGUUAGGCACCCAUCUCGAGCCAACUGUUGCCAAAGCAGCGCAUGACAUGCGCAAGAUCGUUGCAUGCUGGCACUGCGUGUUGCAGAGAGAUAAAUGUGGGCCAGGCGAUAUAUGCGAGCGCUGUUUUAAGCGAUCACAGCGACCGAAUGCCGAUUGCGGCCUUGGAUGCAACCGGCUGAAGCUGAUCGACUUGUCGCCGUACUUUCUACCUUCUCUAGUCACGCAGAUGCAUGAGGACGCGAACUUGACGCACUUUGUGACUCAGUACAUCCAGCAAUGGGGGAGCGUCGAACUAACCGUGAUGAUGACAUGUGGUCAGGACAGCAUGCCCCGGAUACCAGUGAAAGUGUACGAGUUUAUACCCCGUGGAGAUGCCCUACUGGUACAGAUCCAAUACAAGACUGAUCCUGUCACGCACACAAGAGUCGCAAUCCAGAAGCAAAGCCCAGCCUUGGGCAUGGUACACAUCAACCACAACGAAGAGAAGAAGUACGACCGAUACAUCACUGAAAUCGUCGACCACCACCUUGAUGCCUUUGGCGAACUCUGUUGGAUGGAAGACGACAACGACUUCCAGCAGAAACUCUUCAAGUUGAUGACGCGCGUAAAACCCAAGUCGGACGACGAAGCAAAGCUACUGCGCGAGAUCUUCCGCCUCAUCGUAGUAACAUUCAUCAUGUCGCAUACGCUUACUAUCGCCGAGGAAACGAAAGUCGAUACACUAUCGCGUAUGCACUCGUACAGCGGCCACAACUCCUACGUCGAAAACUAUACAUCGCCGCGCAUGACCAACCGGCAACUCAAAUACUUCUUCUCACGCCUUCAACGCUCGAUCCAAACCACUGUUCUCAAUAAGCUUCAACAGAUCUUCAAAUCUUCCAAAGGUUGUGACAAAUGGCUUGCGGCAUUUAUUGCAGUGUUAGGAAUGUGCAUGGCACUUGAAGACCAGCAAAAGACCAUACAUCUUGUCAUGUCUACCAAGGCUACCACAGAGGGCCUAGAUCAAAGGGAUGCGCAGAGCCAGGCGGAUAUCGCGUGCCGUGAGAUCGAUAAACGGAUGCAUUUUGUGCAGCAAAUAUUCCGAUGGAAGUACAAUCGCAAGCAUAAUCCCAUGCGGGAUGCAGAUCACGACUGGGAAAAAGAGGUGGGCUUUGGGGAUGCAAACAGUGUGAACUUUGUGAGGCAGGUUGCGCAAUUAGUCAAGGAGAACAUUGAUUUCCUGCAACAACGCCAGGCGGUUAGCAUCUCGAGUGAUAACCAGACGAAGUAUACUUCACGCCUUGUGGGACAAUUCUUGCUUUCCUUCUGGCUUCCCAGCGUAUAG
Messenger RNA from Alternaria postmessia, 2601 nucleotides. RefSeq lists its product as uncharacterized. Bases 1 to 2601 code for a protein of 866 amino acids. Lineage: Eukaryota; Fungi; Ascomycota; Dothideomycetes; Pleosporales; Pleosporaceae. The transcript is spliced from 4 exons. The record is from RefSeq and is a predicted model, not a curated record.